AUGUCCCGCAAUGGCCCAUCAGCAGAUUUUCAACGACUUUAUCUCACGUUCAUUAACUUGGGAGCUCCCAUACAUUCUGAACAAGCUUCAUCAUUGAUGCAAUUGAUUGUAAAACAUUUGGGUCGUCAGAAUAUACCACAGAAUGGCUUUGAUGAGGAGACAAACACGGUUCGAUUACUGUUACAUCUUGAGGAAUAUCAUGAUGAGAGCUAUCUACGAUUCAAAAAAUCGAUCAAUUCGGGAAGGGUUCAAGAGAAGAUACUAGAGAGUGACAUAAGUUUCCAACUUGCAGACGAGAAGCUAGCUCCACCGUUCAAAAGUCUUUUAACAGAAUUUCGAAACACAAAAACUAUCAAUUUACUCCAAAUCACCAGGCUCUUGCAAAGCUUAGAACACGAGCAGAUAUCGAUACCUCAACUAGGAAGAUUAUUUAGAGCACUUAACUUAGUAAUCAAUAGAAACCGGGCAAUUUAUACGGACUUCCACGUCCAACUCAAUGGACACUCCGAAAUUGUGCCAAAGCUCUUCAAGAUGCUAACACAGCGUCGUUAUGGACAAUUGGACCCGCAGUCAUUUACGUGGGAUUCUCUAGAGUAUCUUAUCUAUAUUGAAAUCACACUCAUCACUACCUCUUCCAAUCCAUGA
Melampsora larici-populina 98AG31 is the source of this 645-nucleotide messenger RNA. RefSeq lists its product as uncharacterized. The record is from RefSeq and is a predicted model, not a curated record. NCBI's taxonomy places the organism in Eukaryota, Fungi, Basidiomycota, Pucciniomycetes, Pucciniales, Melampsoraceae. The transcript has 2 exons. Bases 1 to 645 code for a protein of 214 amino acids.